AUGAAACGCUCCGGAUCCUCUCGCGUUCCGUCCCCGACUAACACCACCUACUCUGGCAUCUCCAACUAUCGCUCCGAAUCAUAUCGUCCUCUGCGGGACGCCACACCCGGCCCUCUCCCAAACGCGGACCCCCACACUGUCGCUCGCAUUCAUUUCGACGAGCUAAGCAGAUACUUGGCGGCGUACCUCGCCAAAGAGCCCGCCAACUCCCGAUCUACAGCCAGACAAAAGCUCACUCGCCUCACACGACAGCAAUUUCAAGAGCUUUCUACAGAUGUAUACGACGAACUCGUGCGCCGCAAGAACAACACCACCAAUAAUGAAGUACCUUUCCUUCCUGUGCGCGAUGACUUCCAUCCGAAGCGAAACCAGGCUCGACAGAAGUUAGCGACAUUGCCCACCGGCCGAUUCAAGGAUCUGUCUAGUGAUGUUUACUAUGAGCUUGCGCGGCGGUACCCUGAGUUCAAGGAAGAUCCGACCGAUGGUGCCCCCUUACCUUCGCCGGGCUCUACAUACGAUGACUAUCCAUCUCCCGACUUCCCGACAUCUCCGCGAGGCAACGUCGCCACGCCACCUGUCCCAAUUCGACCUGCUCGUCUUUCCGAAGACAAGCCCUUCGAUAACGGCUUCGCAGGCAGCCCCUCCACCUCCACCCGGAGGCCCAGUGAGGACACCUACGGCCGGCGCAGACCAAGUGAUGACGACUUCGCCAACGGACGCAGCUCCGGUGUCGAGGGCUACGCGGGCAGCCCCGGCGCAGGCGCGCGUCGACGGCCCUCCCAAGACCUCUACCGCUCCGACGACCGGCGGCGCCCCUCCCAAGACACGACAAUCCGGCGCUCGGAGGACCGCGAGCACCCUGGCGCGGGUGUCGGGCGGCGGCCGAGCGAGUCCGUGAGCGUGACGAGCGAAUCGACGUCCGCAUCAAACGCCCAGAGCGCCACUGCCGGAAUGGGCAUGAUCAUCCCGAACAAGAGCACGAUUGCGGAGGAGGUGAUCGAAGUCCCGUACGGCCGCGAGGUGCGCGACAGCUCGAGCACCGCGAUUGACGACCGGGAUCGCGACCGCGACCGGAGUGGCGAGCGCGGCAGAGAGACGGACACGGAUGGGGAGGACUUUAGUCCGCGUGGACUCUCAGGGGGAGGCCUCGGCGGGCUGAGUGGGCUGAGCGCGCGUUUGCAAGCGGCGGAAGGCGAGGACGAAGACGGCGCCGGCGGGAGGAGUGACGACUAUUUCGACAAGAUGUCGUUCGGGCGUGCGUCGGUUACGUCGGAUAGGUCCACCGGUGCCGCUGGGAUCGGUUCCAGGAUGCUGGGCGGUGGUCGCACGAGCGUGGGUGGGGACGAGCACGAGCGGCUAAGGAGGGACUAUGAGUUCAAGAUCGCCACUAUGCAGUCGCGGAUCACGGGCCUCGAGCGGGAUCUCGAGGACGUGCAGCAACGCGAACAGAAGUGGUCCGAGGGGGAGGAACGCGUGCGCAUCAUGCAGCAGGAGCUCGAGGAGCUACGGCAGCGAUUGGAGGAGAAGGGUGGCGCCAUACUCUCUGUGCAGCAGGAGCUAAAUACGCUUCGAGAAGACCGUACUCGAGAGAAGGGGAUUGAAGCGCGACGAGCACGGGAAGAUGAAGAGGAGAUGCAAAUAUUGCGGGACAGGUGUGAGCGUUUGGAGGCCGAGCAUGAGGGUCGUGAACAGGGUAACCCGGAGCUCUUGGAUCAACUGCGGUCUGACAUGGAGGGUCUCUUGACUGAGCUCUCCGACCUGUCACGUCGGAACGACGAGCUGAUGACCGCCAAGGAUUCUGACCUUGUGAUAAUCCGCGAUCUUGACUCCCAGCUGAAGGAAUACAAGCGCAAGUACGAGCAAGCCAAGACCGAGCUCCGCAGCGUGAAAGCGACCUCGCAACUAUUCCUCCAAGCACCCCGAACUGAUGACCAGCUACCAGUAUCUCCAGAAGGUGGCCUCUUAGAUAUUCACGUUACCGCCUUCGUCACCGCGAUCGACAGUCUGCUCACAGCAGGACGGUCUAACUCUCCAACACGCGUUCUCACUCCCAUGAAAGCUGUCGUAAACGCUGUCACUGUCAUUAUCGAAGAUGUAAGAGCGUUCGAGCGCCGACCUCGGCGAGAUCGCUCGGAGGUUGACCUGGAUGCGUUACGAGCUCUGAGAGAACGAGCUGAUGCCACCCUCAGCAACCUGGUUGCGGCCACCAAGACGCAUGCCACAAGCUCCGGAAUGUCGCCUGUCAGCCUCCUAGAUGCUGCCGCAAGUCAUGUUUCUGCGACCGUCACAGAGAUUGGCAAGACAGUAUGCAUCCGGAAGGCCACCAGAGCAGAGCAGGAGCAGUUUUCUCCCCCUACGACCUCUACAUCCGCGACCAACGGGUUCACGCCGUCGCUGCGGUCUGUGGACGAAUACCGGUCGGCACACCAGAGAGGUGAGAGCAGCGCAAGCUCAAGACGGGGCGAUGAGGUCGCAGCGUCAGGGCGCUUUACGGAGUCUCCUUCUCGCUUUUCGCCCGGCCGAUCUUCGCUCGAGGGGCGGCGACCGCCGUCGAACCCCUCCAGCUCUGAGACGAGUUCUCCCCCGCCUAUUUUCGACAAGCCUGCCACACAUAGCACAGGCGGCAUGACUAGUGAUGAGUCUGCCGCUGCAGAGGGAACGGAGGACGCCUGGACGGAACUCAAGCCCUACCUUGAGGCACAAACUGAGGCAAUUGUAUACGCCAUCCAAAGCGUACUAUCAGGCGUCCGCAGUCCAACACCGUCUCCGACGCUCAGUGAGAAUCUCACGCAGAUCAUCACGAUUGUCUCUAGUAUAGUCGCUGUGUGCAAGGACAAUCUCCCGCCAGAGUCAGCCCCACAAGGCGAGGAGGUUCUUCGGGAGUUGGGCGACCAUGCGAACAAGCUGAGCGAGGUGCAGGCGCAAGCGGAGGUGACAAAGGAGUCGCGGCAGAUCAUGGCGAAGUCGAGCUUCGCGGUGGCGAACGCUAUGAAGGGUUUAAUGAAGCUAUAG
Molecule: messenger RNA, 3012 nt
Organism: Sparassis crispa
Lineage: Eukaryota; Fungi; Basidiomycota; Agaricomycetes; Polyporales; Sparassidaceae
Exons: 8
Coding region: 1-3012 (1003 amino acids)
Cellular component (GO): cell cortex of growing cell tip; actomyosin contractile ring
Molecular function (GO): MAP kinase scaffold activity
Source: RefSeq, a predicted model, not a curated record